This is a messenger RNA of Seriola dumerili (greater amberjack), 942 nucleotides long. Its product is annotated as olfactory receptor 6N2-like. Lineage: Eukaryota; Metazoa; Chordata; Actinopteri; Carangiformes; Carangidae. The transcript has a single exon. Gene Ontology annotation, cellular component: membrane. The record is from RefSeq and is a predicted model, not a curated record. Gene Ontology annotation, molecular function: G protein-coupled receptor activity; olfactory receptor activity. Gene Ontology annotation, biological process: G protein-coupled receptor signaling pathway. The coding region runs from base 1 to 942 and encodes 313 amino acids.
AUGGAUGAGGAUUUAAAUAUAACAUAUAUAACUCUUGGUGGGCAUGUAGAAGUUCACAAAUACAGAUACCUUUAUUUUAUGGUUGUUUUUAUAGUAUAUAUUCUAAUAAUCUGCAGUAAUUCUACUAUUGUGUACCUGAUUUGGAUUCACCAAAACCUCCAUGAGCCUAUGUACAUUUUCAUUGCAGCUUUGUUAAUCAACUCUGUUUUUCUCAGCACUAAUAUCUACCCAAAGCUUUUGAUUGAUUUUUUAUCUGAAAAACAGAUCAUAUCUUAUGAAGCCUGUCUUCUUCAGUAUUUUCUGUUUUAUACUUUAAUCGGUUCAGAGUUUUUACUGUUAGCAGCCAUGUCCUAUGACAGGUAUGUGUCUAUAUGUAAACCUCUGCAAUAUCCAACUAUCAUGAGAAAAACGACCACAAAAGUCUUUCUGGCUUUAGCUUGGCUUUUCCCUCCUUGUCAGCUUGUGGGAUUAGCAGCAAUGAGCGCCGAUCAAAAGCUCUGUGGCUUUACUUUGAAAGUCAUUUAUUGUAAUAACUCAAUUUACAAACUUUUUUGUGUGAGUUCAAAAGCGAUAUCUAUAUAUGGCGUGGUCAUUUUUCUAAAUCUUGUCGGUGUUCCUGUGCUCUUCAUAGUUUUUACAUACACCAGAAUACUUAUCGUAUGUUAUCAGAGUUGUGGAGAAGUCCGAAAAAAAGCAGCACAGACCUGUUUACCUCACCUGCUGGUUUUGAUCAACUAUUUUUUUUUGAUUGCGUAUGAUGUUAUAACAGUUAGACUGGAAUCUGAUUUUCCCAAAACUGUACGUCUGAUAAUGACUUUACAAUUAGUUUUGUAUAAUCCUCUUUUUAAUCCGAUCAUAUAUGGACUUAAAAUGAGAGAAAUCUCUAAACACCUGAAGAGGUUGUUCUGUCAAGAUAAAAAGAAUGUAUGUUAUCAAGACUGA